UCAACGUGAAUCUCCCCGUCCUUUGUCUUGAAGUUUCUUGAAACAAUGCAAAGGCAGAGUAAUCAAGAACAAGCAGAGCAUAAGAAAAGUAUUGCUGCAGAGGAUGCUCUGCUUCUUAGUUUGUUUUCAACUCUCCUUCAAGUUGCAACCUUAUUACUCUCUUAGAACUCAAUUAAUUAUGUCUGUCUGUAGCUGAAGGAUGGACAAAGAUGUAUCAUCUAUUCUGCUAUUAUUGCUUUCAUGUCUACUAAUCAUUGUAGCCCAUAACAGCCCCUGUACUGCUGCAGAGGAUCUUCUUCAUACUGAUUGCCCGGAUUCAACACGAGAUUAUGCGCCCAACAGCACAUUCGGGACUAACCUUAAGCUCCUUCUCUCUUCUCUUUCCUCUAAAACUCCUCUCUCAAACAGUUAUUUUUACGACUAUUCAGUGGGCAGUGACAAGGACCAAGUCUAUGGACUUGCUCUCUGUAGAGGCGAUGUGACCAGCAAGGUUUGUUUGAGUUGUGUUGAGGCUGCAACUCGGGAGAUCCUCACUUUGUGUUCUAAGAAGGAAGAAGCGAUAAUCUGGUAUGAGGAUUGCCAAGUCCGCCAUUCCUUCCAGAUGAUCUUCUCUAGGAUGGUAUAUGCUGGAAAGUUACCUCAAUGGAAUGAUCUUCAGCCAAUUGUGUUGAACCCAAAUCAGUUCCUCCAGAUUCAGAAUGAUUUUCUAAAUGAACUUAUCAGCCAGGUUACCUCAAAUUCUUCUGACCGUAGGUUUGCCACUAGAGAGGUUACAAUCUCAGGAACUGGCAAGGUACUUGGUCUGGUGCAGUGUAGUCCAGAUAUAUCUAACGAUGACUGUGAAACUUGCCUUUGGCAGUCCAUGGCAGACCUCAAAGGAUGUUGCUCUUCACGUCAAGGAGGAAUGGUUCUUGGUAGGAGCUGCAAUCUGAAAUUUCAAGUUUCACCUGAAAAGGGAGGGGGUGCAAGGCUGGUUUCAUUUGAAGCUAGUGUAGCAAUAUCCGUAUCAGUUUUUCUUGCCAGUGGCUUCUGUGCCUACCUCCUGUGGAGGAGAAGAAAGGGAAACCAAGAAGAUGAGGAAAUAAGCCAACAUCCACUAAGAAUUGAUGUGGAAGCUCAGACAAGCACAUUAGUCUUGAACAGUAAUAUCCUGCAAGGUUAUCAAAUUGAUGACUCCUCAUCAGAAUUGCCCUCGAUCGAUCAUGAUGCGAUAAGAGUUGCUACAGGCAACUUCUCAGAUACAAAUAAGAUUGGGCAAGGUGGGUUUGGAACCGUUUACAAGGGCACAUUACCAGAUGGAAAGGAAAUAGCAGUUAAAAGACUUUCAAGGAGGUCAUGGCAAGGUUUAGAUGAGUUCAAGAAUGAAGUUAAACUAAUUGCAAAACUUCAACACCGGAACCUUGUAAGGCUCUUAGGUUGUGGCAUGGAAGGAGAGGAAAAGCUUCUCAUCUAUGAAUACAUGCCUAACUUUAGCCUUGAUGUUUUCAUCUUUGAUCCCAUAAAGCGAUCCCAACUCAAUUGGAGAACACAGUAUAACAUCAUCAUUUGUAUUGCCUGUGGACUUCUUUAUCUACAUGAGGACUCCCGACUCAAGAUCAUUCAUAGGGAUCUGAAGCCUAGCAAUGUUUUGUUGGACAAAGAGAUGACUGCAAAAAUUUCAGACUUUGGCAUGGCAAGGAUAUUUUGUGAAGAUCAAAACACAGCUGACACUAAACGAGUUGUGGGGACCUUUGGAUACAUGUCUCCAGAAUAUGCAAUGGAGGGGAUAUUUUCAGUGAAGUCUGAUGUUUUCAGCUUUGGUGUUAUCUUGCUUGAGAUCAUAAGUGGAAAGAGAAACAACAGCCACUACCUUAAUGAGCAUGGUCAUACCCUCUUGGCAUAUGUUUGGAAACUAUGGGAUGACAGCAAAGUCUUGGAUUUUGUAGACCUGUCAUUGAUCAGUUCAUGCUCAAGAAGAGAAGUAUUGAGAUGUAUCCACACUGGGCUCUUGUGUGUUCAACAAGAUGCAGCUGAUAGACCAACAAUGUCAGAUGUCAUCGUUAUGUUAGAAAGUGAUUAUUCUAGAGAUCUUCCUCAACCUACAAAACCUGCAUUUGCUUCAGGAAGCGUUGUAAUCCAAACGAAUCAACCUUACUCUGUCAGUUCUUCUGUAAAUUCAGUUGCUAUUUCUCAUGUCACACCUAGGAGCUGGAGAAUUGGAGAAACGAUGGAACCAUCUAUCAACACUACUCCAAGAGCCACAGUUGUGUUCCUCUUCUUCUUCUUCGUUGUCCUCUCUUUCCUGGUCAGCUUCAGCAGCUGCGCCGACCCUAAUUACCUCAACGAAUAUUGUCCCAACACAACUUUAUACGCAUCCAACGGCACCUACCAAUCCAACCUCAACAUCCUCCUCUCUUCUCUUUCAUCCAACUUUAGCACCACUUAUCGCAACACCACUGUCGGCCAGAAACCUAAUGCCGUCUACGGCCACUACUACUGUAGAGGCGACGUAACCCUUGAUAACUGCCGUGAUUGUGUCAGCACCGCUGUCCGUGAGAUCCUCAAUUACUGUCCCAACAGGAAAGUCGCAAUUAUUUGGUACGAUGAGUGUACAUUGCGGUACUCCAACAAGUCCUUCUUCUCCAUUGUCUCCGAGGACCCUCCCUACGCCAUGUGGAAUACACACAACAUCUCGGACCCAACUCGGUUUAGUCAGCUAUGGGGUAAUAUAACGAACGUGACCGCAACUGAAGCUGCCUCCAAUUCUUAUAGAUACGCCACUCGAGAAGCUAAUUUUACGAAAUUUCAAACCCUGUAUUCUCUGGCACAGUGUAGCCCUGAUUUAUCAGGGAGGGACUGUAACAGUUGCCUUGGGAGUGCCAUUUCUUAUCUCCCCGGUUGCUGUAGCGUCAGCCAAGGAGGAAGGGUUUUCAAUCCUAGCUGUAUCAUCAGAUUUGAGAUAUACGCUUUCUAUCGACUUGCAGCUUCAGCACCUGCUCCUUCGCCUUCUAUUUUUUUUCUGCCUUCACCGAGUAACAGAACUACCAUUCCCGAAAAACAAGGAAGAUCGUCUAAAAAAAUUGUUGAAAUAGCUGUGCCAAUUGUGGCUUCUGGAGUGAUUAUUUUCUCUAUCCUCUUGUAUUGUCUGCCAAACUGGAAGAAAAAGGAGGACCCGCCAAAGGAAGAUGGUGAGAGUACAAUUAAAAGUGCAGAGUCAUUGCAAUUUGAUCUUAGUACGAUCCUUGCAGCCACAAACAACUUUGCAGGCGACAAUAAGAUUGGUGAAGGAGGAUUUGGUGCCGUUUACGAGGGUAAACUUCCUAAUGGGCAAGCAAUUGCUGUCAAGAGGCUCUCAAAAUACUCAGGGCAAGGUGUAGAAGAAUUCAAGAAUGAGGUUGUGUUAGUGGCAAAACUUCAACACCGCAAUCUGGUUAGACUAUUAGGAUUUUGCUUGGAGGGAGAGGAAAAGAUACUUAUCUAUGAGUUUGUUCCCAACAAAAGUCUUGAUUCCUUCCUAUUUGAUCCUGAGAAAUGCAAGCAGUUAGACUAGCAGAGACAUUACAAGAUCAUAGAAGGGAUUGCUCGAGGACUUCUUUAUCUUCAUGAAGAUUCCCGCCUUCGUAUUAUUCAUAGGGAUCUUAAAGCCAGCAAUAUUUUAUUGGACGGGGAAAUGAAUCCCAAGAUCUCAGACUUUGGGAUGGCAAGAAUUUUUGGUGUGGAUCAAACUCAAGCAAAUACAAACAGAAUAGUUGGGACUUAUGGUUACAUGUCUCCGGAAUAUGCAAUGCAUGGGCAGUUCUCAGUGAAAUCAGAUGUAUUUAGCUUUGGUGUAUCAGUUUUGGAGAUUGUAACUGGAAAGAAGAACAGUAGUUUCUUUCAAACAGAUUAUGCUGAGGACCUUAUAAGCUAUGCAUGGAGACAUUGGAAUGCAGAAACAACCUUCGAGUUGAUUGAUCCAAUCCUGAGAGAGACUUGUUCAAGAAGUGAAGUGAUGAGAUGCAUUCAUAUUGGGUUAUUGUGUGUUCAGGAAGAUGUAGCUCACAGACCCACUAUGACAAACGUAGUCCUUAUGUUAAGCAGCUACUCAAUUACUCUUCCAUCACCCUCACAGCCAGCAUUUUUUGUGCGAAGCAGGAUGGAAUCAGGCAUGCUUAUAGAAGGGAGAAAUAUGCUGGGUGCCGAGUCAAGUCAAUCUAAAAGCAGAUCAAUACCAAUAUCUGUCAAUGAAGUGUCAAUCACUGAGUUACAGCCUCGGUAGUGUGACUGGAUCAAGGGUAAUGUAGAAUAAGUGUAUGUUAGUCAUCAAGUGAUACUGGGUUUGCAUUAUUAUGGGGAAAAGAAAACCAUUUUCCACUUGUGUUAAAA
Macadamia integrifolia is the source of this 4344-nucleotide messenger RNA. RefSeq lists its product as uncharacterized. Gene Ontology annotation, molecular function: ATP binding; protein kinase activity. Lineage: Eukaryota; Viridiplantae; Streptophyta; Magnoliopsida; Proteales; Proteaceae. Gene Ontology annotation, biological process: protein phosphorylation. The record is from RefSeq and is a predicted model, not a curated record. The transcript is spliced from 14 exons.